This is a messenger RNA of Sphaeroforma arctica JP610, 1665 nucleotides long. RefSeq lists its product as hypothetical. Gene Ontology annotation, molecular function: protein binding. The record is from RefSeq and is a predicted model, not a curated record. Lineage: Eukaryota; Ichthyosporea; Ichthyophonida. The transcript is spliced from 9 exons. The coding region runs from base 181 to 1230 and encodes 349 amino acids.
GGUAAAUAAAUAAAUACAUAUAACGCGUGUCCCUUCAAAGAGGCUCUUAAGGAUACAGACACAGGGACACAAUACAAAUACAUGAAACACAGAACAAAGCAAUACAGAUAUAUAAUAUAAACACAUAACAAGGCCAUACAGACACAUGGACACAGAAUAAGGCCUUCCCGAUCCAACCAGAUGGGUUGCAUACCAUAUCAGAAGCAGCUAAUCAAGUGUGUUAGAGCAGGCAAUCUAGCGCAGCUGCAAAGUCGAAUGGAGUCCUUCGAUGAUGUAAAUGCACAUGAUACGAGCGGAGCAACUCUACUGCAUCACGCACUUCGCAGAGGUUAUCUAGAUAUUGCGCACUAUUUGUGUGAGCACGGGUGCAACAUUGAAGCUAGAGACGACAAUGGAAGGCAUCCACUGCACGAGGUGGCCUCGCACGGUAUUAAAGGAGGAGUGGAGCUGUUAGUACUUUAUGGUUGCGAGAUCGAUCCCCUCAAGCAUGCAGACUGGACACCCUUGAUGAUAGCAUGUACGACAACGCACUUUGCGGUGAUUCAGGCCCUCGUCGAGGCCGGGGCAAAUCUCCAGCUAUACAAUAAAGACGGUUGGACUCCCCUGCAUCUAGCCUGCCGUGUGGGUGAUGUCGAUAUCGUUAGCUACCUCAUGGACAAACGCCAGGAUGAAGAUGUGGACCUGUGGAAUCGUGCAGCACACAAUGGUAGAACUCCGAUACACACAACCGCAGCUCAUGGCCAUGUUCGAGUGCUUGAAAUCCUAUUCGAUGCGUGUAGGCAGGUCGGUUACGAUCUCACUUCAAUUGUCAACAUCCAAGAUUCGAGCGGUAACACGCCCCUCAUGUGCGCAGUGACUUCGAGGUCUAUAAAGGCUGUCGAUUUCAUCUGUAGAAAACAUGAAGGAAUAGUAUCUUUGGGUGCCAGGGACAAGAAUGGAAGGCAAGCUCUACAUGUUGCUUGCUUAAUCAAUGCGCCCGAAAUCACUCGCUUGCUGCUAAAACAUAGUGCAGAUGUGAACGCGCGCGAUAACAAGAGCAUAUCUCCGUUACAAUUGGCAGCGAGGGAGGGGCAUGUGGAAAUCUUGGAAGUUUUGACUGAUACGAGUCUCUGCGAUUUGGCAGCAAAGGAUUGUUACGAUCAAACAGCUGCCGAUGACGCAUUAAAAUUUGGGAAAAUGGAUGCUUUUGAAUAUUUGAAAUCCAGGCCAGAAAAUGUGCCGGAAAACUGAAAGCAUAAUCGGAAUCCGAGCAAUGUACGAUAGGGAGUGCAGUUAGUCUUGCGAACUAUCCUAUCCACCUAUCAAAUCGUCUUGCAGAGCGAAUAUCAUUAGGGCAAGCUCAUUUUCGAACGGAAAAAUCGUUGAUAUAUUUUCCUGGGGGAAAGUACGAAAAUGCUCAUAUAUGCACAUUUGAUUGUAUGGAUAUUUCAACCCACUUACGUAUUGAGAGACCUACUCAUGCGCUUUGAUAUAGAGCUCAGUCGAAUGGUAAAUGAGAUGGCGCUAAUGCCCCGCUCACAAGGGAAAGCUUUGUAUAGGACGCUUUUAGCAAGUCGAAAACGUAACUGAAUGUCAAACGAUGUGGUUAUUCCGGGUAAAAAAAUGUAGCCAGGAAUGAGGGAGGAAGUCUAUAUGUCAAACAAGAAUUAAAGCUAUUGAACUUCG